AUGAAAAUGUCUGCCAACGAAAACGAAUCUGUGGAUAUACGACUUUAUGCGAAUCGAAGAUCUAAUUUGAUUGAUUUGGAAGAACUUAACCGUAUGGAAAGACCUAGUCGAGUUUUCAGUAGCCGUCAUCAUUUAUCAAUGCCUCCAGUGUUAACAGAUACAAAUAAUAUGGAACAAAAUGAGCAAUAUCGUAGAUCAAGAGAUUAUACUAGCUAUUUCGAAAACUUAAGUAGUUCGACACGAAUUGGAGGGAGUACAGCAAAUGGAGAUGCUGCAAGAAACCGAUCACCUUUUGUAAGAUUUACUAUUACUGAUCCAGAAACUCAGCAAAUAACAGCAGCGGGGCAAAUUCCAUUGAAUAAUACACCCCCUAAUACUCAAACAUCUAACUCUCUUACAUCAAAUAAUGAGGUAGCUGAUGUAUCAAUUAAUGAGGAAAGUGAUGAUGAACCUUUAAACCUUAAUUAUUGGAGAACUAAUAUUGAUCCAAGGCCUAGCUAUUAUAGUUCAAUGUCACAUGCUAUACAUCAAUUGAGAAACUCUAGAUCAGGAAGACGAUCAAGGAGAUUUACAGACCAUCCUUAUUUUAUAAGAAACAAUUUAGAUAAUAAUCCCUCUAAUAACAGAACUAUCCAUAGGCGUGUUCGUUUUUCAUCUACAAACCGAGGUUACAAUGAUCAUCCUCCUGAUAGAUCACAAACUCCAGAACAAGAACUUCCUGAAGUACUAGAACAUGUAAUGGAGCCUGACAACCAAUAUGAUGAAGUCUAUCAUGGUCAAGAAAGUAUCUCAAGUGCUUCAUCUCAUAAUGAUGCAGAUUCUGGUGAUGAUAGAGGAUCUUCGCAUUUUUCAGCUUCUGAAAACCAUAAUACAAAUGCAGAUGAAGAAAAUAGAGAUGGUAUUCUAGAUGUAUCUAAUGAAACUCCGAGGACAAGAGUUGUUCCAUUUAUUAUGUCACCAACACCUUUUAGCCCAUCACCCGAAUCUCCUCCAGAUACUCCAGAAAUACCAACGACAAGAAUAAACAACAAUUUAGUGGAUACGUCUAGAACAUUAUUGAUAAUUAAUAAUGAUGAUAAUCGUAAUACUGUUUUCAGUAAUCAUGGCUCUAUAUUACCACUUACCGAUUACACUAUUCCUGGCCCAUCUCAGUUCAGACGUGUUGUACAUUCUGACAUACUUAAUAAUGAUAAUGGUUCAGUUAGUAGAACAAUUGAUGUAGACUUAAAUAAUACAGAUAAUGAGAGUGUUAAUAAUUCAGUUAUAAUUGAUGAAAUAGUUGAUUUUAUUAAUGAGGAUAAUAGUGAAACAAUCUCGAGAAUUCCUCAUCCUACAUUAACAUGUGCAAUGCAUAGUAAUGACCAAUCUAGAGCUGCGGAAGAAACAGCACCAGUACGUGUUGAAGAACAUCCAGAAACAUAUGUGGACCUUAACGAUCAGUUAACACGUUUAUUUGAGUGUCCUGUAUGUUUUGAACAUAUUAUCCCCCCCAUUUUUCAAUGCCUACUCGGACAUUUAAUUUGUAACAAAUGUGUACUUAUGUGUGAAAAUUGUCCAACAUGUAGAAAUCCUUUCAACUCAAAACGUAAUCUAUACAUGGAAAAAGUUGGUUAUUUGGUAAAGUUUCCUUGUAGAAAUGCUUUAACUGGGUGUAAGCAGCAACUGUUUGUUGGUCAAAAACAAGUUCAUGAGACAGAAUGUUGUUAUAGACAUUACCAAUGUUUUUUCACUAAUUGUGCUUGGAAAGGUUAUUAUCCUGAAUUGCACUCCCAUAUGAUUAAUAAUCACAAUAACUGCAUUCUAACUGGAUCAGAACAGGCUCUUGAUAUUAUGAUGCCUAAUAAUAAUCAAACAUACAAGUGGUUUUUAUUAUCUCACUGUGAAUAUUUUGCUGUAAUUGCUCAUUCGUCUAUACCACCUAGACGAGUAAAGAUCCAAGUAAAUUUUAUUGGACCAGCAGUAAAAGCAAAACAAUUUAAAUUUUCUAUACAAUUAACUCAGCAUAAAGAACGUAUUGGUGAUGUGUCACAAAAGUUAGUGUAUGGGAGAUCAACUCUUCCAUAUUCAGAAAUCUAUGAGAUGUCUAACAACAAUGGUUUGAAAAAAGAUAUAUUUUCUUUACCUGGUGAAGUGCUAGAGCCAUUUAUAAAAAAAAGACGCCGCCGUCUACCAAUUGUUUUAAAAGUUGGUCCUGAGUCUUGCUUUUGA
Messenger RNA from Macrosiphum euphorbiae (potato aphid), 2208 nucleotides. The record is from the annotation of a GenBank genome assembly. NCBI's taxonomy places the organism in Eukaryota, Metazoa, Arthropoda, Insecta, Hemiptera, Aphididae.